Eruca vesicaria subsp. sativa (arugula) is the source of this 969-nucleotide messenger RNA. The record is from the annotation of a GenBank genome assembly. Lineage: Eukaryota; Viridiplantae; Streptophyta; Magnoliopsida; Brassicales; Brassicaceae.
AUGUGUCAUUCCACCUCCAGGAUCAGCAGCCGCGGAGGAGAUGGAGAGAAUCUACCGCCGAGAAAGUCUCAUAGGCGUUCCAGUAGCGAUGUUACAUUCGGGUUUAGUUCUGUAAUGACUCAGAGUCCUUUGAUCCCGAUGAGGUCUCUGGAGAGAUCUGUCUCUGGGGGAGGAGGAGGAGAGGCUUUGAAUUGGGUCAAGGAAGAGCCUGGAAGAAGACAAUCUGAGAGUGCAGCUGUGGACAUAUUUUCAAGGCGAGGUAAUGAGGCUGUGAUGGAGAGUAGUGGGACUAGGAAGACCAAUGGUGGUGGAACCAGUAGUGACUCGGAGGGAGAGAGCAGUGACAAUGUGAAGGUGGGAGGUAGUAGUAGGAUAGCAAACAUCAAAGAAGGCAAUUUCAAUACUAGAGCUGGUGGUGACAUUGUUCCCACUGGUAUUAGACACUACAGGAGUGUUUCCAUGGAUAGUGGUUUCAUGGGGAAAUUGGACUUUGGUGGUGAUGAUUCAUCAUCGCUUAAGCUUCAGGUAAAAGCUUCCCCAACUAAUUCUGGUGAAGGGAACUCGAGUGUUGAAUUUGGAAACAGUGAGUUUACUGCGGCUGAGAUGAAGAAGAUCUCAGCAGAUGAGAACCUUGCUGAGAUUGUAAUGACUGACCCUAAACGUGUUAAAUGGAUAUUGGCAAACCGUGUCUCUGCUGCACGUUCAAAGGAGCGGAAGACGCAAUACAUGGCGGAGUUAGAACACAAGGUGCAGACCCUUCAGACUGAGGCGACUACAUUAUCUGCUCAGCUCACGCAUUUGCAGAGAGAUUCAAUGGGGUUGACGAACCAAAACAAUGAGCUCAAGUUCUGUCUUCAAGCUUUGGAGCAGCAGGCACAACUCCGCGAUGAUACAUACGCUAUAUUAUAUUAUAUUAUGUUAAGGGUUGCUCUACCGUUGUUUUAUAUUCUACCAAGUCCUCAGCCUUGA